Molecule: messenger RNA, 1607 nt
Organism: Merops nubicus (carmine bee-eater)
Lineage: Eukaryota; Metazoa; Chordata; Aves; Coraciiformes; Meropidae
Gene: TADA2A
Product: transcriptional adaptor 2A
Exons: 14
Coding region: 1-1332 (443 amino acids)
Biological process (GO): regulation of transcription by RNA polymerase II; chromatin remodeling
Cellular component (GO): SAGA-type complex; nucleus
Molecular function (GO): transcription coactivator activity; zinc ion binding; protein binding
Source: RefSeq, a predicted model, not a curated record
AUGAGAUUUACUUUUGGCUUCACAGAUGACCCUUUUGACAAGCCUCCAUGCCGAGGCUGCUCCUCGUACCUCACAGAGCCCUACGUUAAGUGUGCUGAGUGUGGGCCUCCUCCCUUCCUCCUCUGUCUGCAGUGCUUCACACGAGGAUUUGAAUACAAGAAACAUCAAAGUGAUCAUACUUAUGAGAUAAUGACUUCUGAUUUCCCUGUCUUGGAUCCUAACUGGACAGCUCAAGAGGAGAUGGCUCUCCUGGAAGCUGUGAUGGACUGUGGAUUUGGAAACUGGCAGGACGUGGCCAACCAGAUGUGUACCAAAUCCAAGGAGGAGUGUGAGAAGCAUUAUAUGAAGCACUUUAUCAACAAUCCCUUGUUUGCCUCCACGCUGCUGAGCCUGAGGCAGGCGGAGGAGGCGCAGCACAGCGAAACCGCCAUCCCUUUCCACCCUGCUGAUGAUCCCCCACGGCCAACUUUUGACUCCUUGCUCUCCAGGGACAUGGCUGGGUACAUGCCAGCGAGAGCUGACUUUGUUGAGGAGUUUGACAACUAUGCUGAAUGGGAUUUGAGAGAUAUUGAUUUUGUAGAAGAUGAUUCAGACAUUUUGCAUGCUCUGAAGAUUGCAGUUGUAGAUAUCUAUCAUUCCAGGUUAAAGGAAAGACAGAGAAGAAAAAAAAUUAUAAGAGAUCAUGGCCUCAUCAACCUCAGAAAAUUUCAGAUUUUGGAAAGGCGAUACCCAAAGGAAGUUCAAGACCUUUAUGAAACAAUGCGGCGGUUUGCACGGAUUCUUGGGCCGAUGGAGCACGACAAGUUCAUCGAAAGCCACGCGUUGGAAUUUGAGCUGCGGAGGGAAAUAAGGCGGCUGCAGGAAUACCGAGCAGCAGGAAUCACCAACUUCUGCAGUGCCAGAACCUAUGACCACCUGAAGAAGAGCAGGGAGGAGGAACGCCUGAAGCGCACGAUGCUCUCCGAAGUCCUGCAGUACAUCCAGGACAGCAGCGCCUGCCAGCAGUGGCUCAGCAGGCAGGCAGACAUUGACUCCGGCCUGAGCCCCACGGUACCAGCUCCUUCAAAUUCAGGCAGACGGAGCGCCCCGCCGCUGAACCUCACAGGGCUCCCGGGCACCGAGAAGCUGAACGAGAAGGAGAAGGAGCUCUGUCAGAUGGUGAGGUUGGUCCCUGGAGCCUAUUUAGAGUAUAAAGCUGCUUUGGUGAACGAGUGUAACAAACAAGGAGGCCUGAGACUGGCGCAGGCUCGAGCGCUCAUCAAGAUCGAUGUGAACAAAACCAGGAAAAUCUACGACUUCCUCAUCAGAGAAGGGUACAUCACAAAAGCCUGAGGACAGACCUCGGUGCCUCGGCUGCAGCAGACAGAUGUGGAGAAGCUUUGAAGUCACUUUGGCAACACAAAGAUUUUAACAGCGUCGAAUGAAGGACGGUUCCUUUUGUUUAAAAUCUUUUGGGGCUUUUUUUGAUUUUUUUGUAGAAACAAGCAGGGAGCUUUGUUAAACCCUGUGAAUGCUGACAUUUCUUUGUCUGCUUUCCUUUUGCCUCUGCUGUUUAACACUGCUGUUGUCAGAAUUACGCUGCCACAUAGUGCUGGGAAGAAUCAUAU